Molecule: messenger RNA, 3512 nt
Organism: Lucilia cuprina (Australian sheep blowfly)
Lineage: Eukaryota; Metazoa; Arthropoda; Insecta; Diptera; Calliphoridae
Product: zinc finger protein 546
Exons: 6
Coding region: 179-3319 (1046 amino acids)
Biological process (GO): regulation of gene expression
Cellular component (GO): nucleus
Molecular function (GO): nucleic acid binding; zinc ion binding
Source: RefSeq, a predicted model, not a curated record
GCUUUGGAAAGAUAUGAAAUUAUUUAAAAUUUAAGGUUUAUUUAAGAUUUUAAUAAGUAAAGUUAAUAUUUUUAAUAAAGAGAAUAAUGUGCAAGUGCUAGUAAAGUUAAAGAUUUAGUUUUGUGAGCAAAAUACCGAAUGACGCUGUUCUGCCGGCUAACAGAGAAAUUUCCCUCAAAUGGAUCACGAUUUAGACGACACUCAUCUCUGCAUUAAAUGCAGUCGAACAAUUGUGGGUCUAGAAAACUAUAUACAACAUCGCAAACAGAAAUGCUCGAUUCCUACCACCUCCACUCCACAACAAACUACUAAAAUAGCAAUCACAACUACCGCAACGACUCCACAACAACAGCAGCAACCUACAGCAGUUACCACAGCUAUAGCACAAGUUACUCCAGAAGUUAACUAUGAACCAUUCAACUUUAACGAGCCGACAAAUCCACCUAGCCACGGUGGCAAAACUUCCAAAGCUUUGGGCGAAAGUUAUGAAUUGCCUUAUGAAUUGGAAGCUGAUGUCUUCUUCUCCUCCUUACAAUUGCAAAGUGUACAAUCCUCAGUUCCCUCGACUAGUGGUGGUAAAACAGGUAAUACCCAUGCUCACGCUGGACCAUUUACUAGACAGAAAUCUUUACAGCAAGAUACACCAACUGUAGCAGCAGUUGAACCCACUUGGAUUAAUCCUCAACCACCGGAACCACCUCCAGAAAGUAAUGAACAUUUUCUAAAAGCGGUUAAUGAUAUAGGAGAGUCGAAGAAGUCAUUCGAAACUAUCUUUAAGCCCAUAACAUUUGAACAUGAAUCGCCGGAAGUGUCCGAAGAAGAGGAGGAAGAAGAAGUAGAUGUCGAUAUGGAAGAUGAUGAUGAGGAUUAUGAUCCUAUGGUUGAGACUCAUGGCUCGGGAGGAAAAUGGAAAUUACCCUUAAUGCGUCAAUCACCACCUGUGGUACCAGUUUCGCAUACUGGCGGCAAAUGGAAACCCGAACAUCGUCCCAAUCUUAGAGUAGCACACUCACAACUCUCUAGAUUAUCACCCAACUGGGAUGAUCACAUGGAUGACAUGGAUGCUCAAGAGGGACAACAUCCUCCCUCCGAUCAUACUAAGGGUAAAUGGGUGCCAGGUACUAAGCUUCAGAGAUUGGAAUACAAAGAGGAAGUAGUGGAAUUGGCCAAAUGUAGUAAUACAAUUCAGGAUUAUUGGUGUAAUAUUUGUUGCCGCAAACUAAAGAGUAAAACUAUUUAUGAAAAUCACUUAAAGUCCUCGUAUCACUUAAAGAGAUCCGAACCAGAACUACAGCUAGAGAAAGCAGCUAUUGCUGAAUUGCCGCGAGCCGACAUAAAGAAAAGUAUUUUGAUCAUGGAAUUCAAACCGCUAUCCAUUACCCUGGCUAUGAAUAGUAAACAGCGUAAAAGAAGAUCUACUUAUCUAAAGUGUAGUCUCUGUAAACAUGUUAUGGUUAGGCAUCUAAUAGGAAAGCAUUUGAUUUCACAUUAUCAUUAUCGGCGCAUGCAACUACAUCCUGGCAUAUCCCUGCACAUGAUACUGGAAAAUAUUCAUGCCAUUGUUUUGCAAUCACCUUUUCAAUGUCGUCCCUGUCGCUUUUAUACUAACACCGAAGAAACUUUUUUGCUUCACUGGAACUCAGCCUCUCAUUUGGAUGCCUCUGAGGGUCCUGGCCGUUUUUGGUGCUCAUAUUGUCAAUUUGAAUGUGAAGAUAACAAUCAAAUGAGAAGACAUUUGCUGGGUCCCGAACACAAGGAGGUUUUACUGGCAAUCAAUCGAUCUGUGCCCGUUUGUAUAAGCAAGCGGUUGAGUAUCGAUUGUCCUAAAUGUGGUCAAAAAUUUCGUUUUAAUUUUGAACUUAGGCGUCAUUUUUUGAUCGCUCAUCCCAGUUUGGAUUUUAUGGGCUCUGCUUCGGAUGCAUAUCAAUCGAAAUUUAGAUGUGCUGCAUGUCCCGAAGUAUUGCCCUCAAAAAUUGCCCUUCAGAGGCAUGAAAAAUAUAAACAUUUGGUUUCAAAAUAUUUUUGCUCAAUUUGCUCUUUGGAAUUUAAUAGUGCUUGUAAAGCAAGAAGACAUCGUAAGACGUUAGAGCAUAAACAAAAGGCUUUAGCUUUGAAUCAGGAGCGAUUAAAGGAAAAAGAAAUAAAGGAACUGUUUAAUUUGAAAAUCGAAAAAAGACCUGAACAAUGUGUGAAGAAGACUGUGGAAUUGGAGAUAGCUCUACUCGAUGAAAGUCCUAGCACAAGUGAGCAAGCCAAAUUGAAGGUUCCACCUCAAUUUACGGCCACAAUUAAAGCAUCAUUAUCCUUGACAACUUCUAAUAAAGAGAGUGACCAAUUGCAUAAUUCUCAACACAUUUGCAUAUUAUGCUCCAAAAGUUUUGCCUCUGCCCAAGAACUGGGAAGACACUCGAGAGUAUGCAAACCCAUAACAAUGGUCUCAACGGAAGAGAUCAAACAAGUCUCGCAAUUAACUCAAACAAUAACCGAACAAGGAGAGAAAAUCUGGUCAUGUGAUUUAUGUGAAUUUAAAGCCCCUUUUCAAUCGGAACUUCUCUAUCAUCGUGUCUUUCAUUCAUAUACCAAUGUGGCUAAGAACCAACUACUGCCCUGUCCUCUUUGUGAGAAAUCAUUUCGCAAACAAUCUUUACGUUUUCAUUUGCACAAUCAUACAAAGGAGAAACUUUUCAAAUGUGAUCAGUGUGAUGCAGCAUUUUCACGUCCUAAUAAUCUUAAAGAUCAUAUUAGAAAUAUUCAUGGUGAUGGUGUUAGAAAUUCUAAAAAGUCUCCCACUAUAGCUGAGAAUGAUGUCUCACUUCCGGUUAAGGUGGAGAAAGUAUUUCCCUGUAAUGAAUGUUCGAAAGUGUUUAAGAAAUUGACCCCAGAACAACAAAAAUUAUUAUUAGAAUUACGCAGAAGACGUCAAGAAUUGCUGUUAGAAAUUCAGUCUAAUGCACUUUUCUUCACUUUCAGACACUUGCAGUCUCACAAACCCACCUCUGAAGCCAAACAUUUCAACUGCGAUAAAUGCGCGUUUAAAACGAAAAUCAAAGGACAUCUACAAAGACAUAUGCGUCAUCAUACCGGUGAGAAACCCUACUCCUGUCCUCAUUGCGAUUUUCGUACUAGCACCUGGGAGAAUGUACGUAAACAUGUUUUGAAAACUGAAAAACAUGCUGGAAAAUUUGUAUUCGAAUGUGAAAAGUGUAAAAAAGACUUGAAGGCAAAUGUAGAAGGAGAAAAAGGAGGGGAAAUAUUUAAGACAAAUUCUCAUCAAGAAUAUCAGCAGCAUUUGAAACAGCAGCAUAAAAAUUAUAAAUAAUGCAAAUGAAAAGAAAUGAAACAGUACAACUGUUUUAGAAAAAGGUUUAGAACUUUGCUAAACAUAUUAUUUUCUAUACAAACUUGGUAGCACUUAGUAAUGCCAUGCAAAAGCAAAGUCAUAAACCCAGUAUUUAUUAAACACACACUUUUAUACAAACGUUUGGCUUUUUUCGUGUAAAUAAAAGUAAACA